Molecule: messenger RNA, 3264 nt
Organism: Phalaenopsis equestris
Lineage: Eukaryota; Viridiplantae; Streptophyta; Magnoliopsida; Asparagales; Orchidaceae
Product: ATP-dependent DNA helicase SRS2-like protein At4g25120
Exons: 29
Coding region: 18-3137 (1039 amino acids)
Biological process (GO): recombinational repair
Cellular component (GO): nucleus
Molecular function (GO): 3'-5' DNA helicase activity; hydrolase activity; ATP binding
Source: RefSeq, a predicted model, not a curated record
CAGCGGCGGCGGAGGUAAUGACUGAGGAACAAAGAACGCGAAUCACCAGCAACUUCCGCGCCGCUAAAGCCCUGCUUAACCGGAAGCGGCCCCUUGAUCCCGUCCCUCUUCUUCGUUAUCCCAAAUGCAGUGUGAUAGAUGGCUCAAGCCCUCAAGGCUUUCCUGUCGUUAGAGCGCUUCUUUCAGAUAUCCACAACGGGUUAGAGUAUCGGAACGGGUUUUCCACUCCCGUGAAGCCCUUGGGAGUUUGUCCGUUUCAGGUCAAGGAUUCGACUCCGUCAUCGAGCAUUCUCGAUGAGGAGCUGGAUGACUCGUUUCUGGAGGAGGUAGAUACUAUCUGCGACCAACUGUUCUGUGUGAAGAAGGAUAAACCAAACGCGGGGAGGGAGAGUGACGACGGUAACGAAGCAGAGGAAAGUUCUAGUUUUAUUGAAGACGUGAGAUGCGAUGAGAUGCCAAAAAAGUAUCACGAUUACUUUCAAUCGCUGAACGAUGCUCAGAGAGAGGCUGCUUGCAGCAAUAUAUCAGUUCCAUUGAUGAUUGUAGCCGGCCCAGGAAGUGGAAAGACGUCAACCAUGGUUGGACGAGUGCUGAAUCUUUUGAAGGAGGGAAUUCGUCCUGCUAAUAUACUUGCCAUGACCUUCACAACUGCUGCUGCAUCUGAGAUGAGAGAUAGGAUUGGGGCAGUUGUAGGCAAGGCAAUUGCUAAGGAGCUUGCAAUCAGCACAUUCCACUCGUUCUGCUUACAGCUGUGCCGUUCACAUGCUGAAAAGUUAGGGCGCACAGCUGAAUUUUUUAUAUAUGGGCAUGCACAACAAAGGAGAGCCAUUAUAGAGGCACAGCGACUGACAAAUAGCGAUGAGAAGAAAGGCCAAGAAACUGAAGGUUGUGAGGAACUUAAGAAUGGUGAUAUCUCACACCGUUUGAAAGCAACUUCAAAAAAGUGGCUGAAAUUUGUGAUACAGGCUAAGACAUCUGGAAGGACUCCUGAAGACUUUAAAAAGACGGGUGAUAGAAAUGGAGCUAUUAUAUUUGAGAAAUACAAUGAUAUACUGAGAUCAUGCAAUGCACUGGAUUACCUUGACUUUAUUAAUUGCUCCGUAAGGUUGCUUUCUGAUUUUCUUGAAGUUCGUAAAGAGUGCCAUGCUACAUGGAAGGCAAUUGUAGUAGAUGAAUUUCAGGACACUAGCUCUAUGCAAUAUUUUCUAUUAAGGAUUUUAGCAUCCCAUAACCAUGUCACAAUUGUUGGUGAUGAAGAUCAGUCUAUAUUCAGUUUCAAUGGAGCUGAUGCCAAUGGAUUUGAUUCAUUUCGUAGGGACUUUCCAACUCACAGAGAGAUAAAGUUGAUUAAAAAUUACCGCUCUACACGUUGUAUUGUUGAGGCUGCAUCAUGUGUUAUAAAUCACAAUGUCAAGCGAAGUCAGCAUAAGGAAGUUGAGACCAAUAAUUCUGGCGGCUCUUUAAUAACAAUUAAGGAAUGUCAUGCUGAAGAUGCACAAUGUUCGUUUGUUUUGGAUAAAAUAUUAGAAAUUACAUCUUGUGAUGUUGCUUCUAAGAGGUCUUUUGGCAAUAUCGCAAUUCUAUAUCGCAGACAGAUCUCUGGUAGAGCUUUUCAGGUGUUUUUCCGGAACAAAAAGAUACCCUUUAAUGUUCACGGUGUUGCUUUCUACAGGAAAAAGGUAAUAAAGGCAAUUAUGGCAAUGCUUAAAACUACAUUGCCAGGUUUUGAUGAUAAACCAUUUCGCCAAUCCUUCAUGGCCCUACUUCCUGGCGAUAAAGAAGAAAGAAAAAUGAUGAUUAACUAUGUAGACAAAAUAUCAACAGUUAGAAAAAGCACUUUUCGUUCCGCAGCCAUUGAUGUCUUUGGUGCAAAGGUUUCUGGCACCUUCAAAAGGGCUCAACUCACCCAAGGCCGCAGAGUUUUGUCCACACUUGACAUGCUAUCAGAGCUUGUUAGAAAGGAGCAAUCGAUUUCAGUGUUCAUCUCUUCUGCAGCAAAUAUGUUACCUCAGAGGUGCCUUCUUGAACAACGGGCCAUAAUUGAUGUUGAUGAUGGCAAGUAUUUGAAUGAAGAGAGUGAUCCAAGAUCUGCUCUGGAAUACUUAUUGGAUGACGUCUGUGAUUUUCUGUCUUCACAUUAUAAAAUUGAAGAUAGAAAAGAAAGUAGUGAUGACAAGGAUGGCUGUGUUCACGUACUUAAAUCUUUUCUAGAUUACAUUUCCACGAGGGAAUCAGAAAAUUUCCGGUCUCGAAGACAAGAUAAUGGCAAUUCUGUAACUUUGACUACUAUUCAUCAGUCUAAAGGUCUGGAAUGGGACGUCGUUUUCAUUGUGAAGGCAAACGACGCCGAAAUUCCUUUGCUGCAUGAGUUUGACGACGCUGUACAGGAAAUUGGGAUGAAGUUAGAGGAGGAACGGAGAUUGCUUUAUGUUGCCAUGACGCGUGCUCGUAAGAAGUUGUAUAUUUUAUAUAAUACAGUUGACUGUAACUGGAAGUUGCUUCAACCAUCAAGGUUUUUGAAAGAGAUUCCCAGUCAUCUUGUUGAACUCCAGCGUGAGUCACAAGUAAAUAAACUUGGAGGUUUGGUUAAUAAAACUGGAAAUGAUCUGAAAUGUGCAUCAUCAUCUGAAGUAUUGAAUAACUGUAGCGGCAAAGAUUUUCCAGACAGUUACAUAGAAAUGCCAGAUGCUUGUGUUGGGGAUAAUUUUUUGAAGAGCUUCAACAUUGAAGAACGGUUGAUUGUCUCACAUUUAUUUCACCAAUGGGCAAAAAAGCAAGCAUUUCAGCAUCCAAAACGGCUUCUUGAUAAGGUCAACUUUGUGAUUGAUGAAAGAUUAAGGAAUAAAACAUACAAACAUAAGGAUACCUUGCGUGCUUUAAAAUCCUGUUUAGGUAGUGAUAAAGCUUUCCAGUAUGCACAAUAUGUUUUGAGGUGGGAGCAGAUCCCUACUUACAGGCGUUCUCAUUUGAUGCGAGAAAAGCAGGAACAUUUCCAGAAACAAAGAAUUGAGAACUCAAUGGGAUCAGCAGAAGCAACUUCGAAGCAGAUUGCGUUUCUACGGAACUUGGGUUGCACUGUCAUUCCUACUUCGCGCCUGCAUGCGUCGCGUUUGAUCGAACAAUACAAAUCUCUCUGAAAUGGAGGUUUCUUUGGCAUAUGCAUCGAUUAUUUUAUUUACAUUUUUUUCUUUUAUUUAAGCAGCAUUUCUAUUCAGGACAAUUUAUUUGUCAUUCUAAAUUAUAUUCAAAAUCAUUAUUUGUUUU